UCUGACCAAUCACACGCGCCGGGAUCAUGCGCUCCCACAUAUAAAUCAGCCUGACAGCCGAAAGCCCUGGUCAGAGAAUGAGACAAACACCAAACGCAAAUUGACCAUUCAAGAAACUGGACCUGCCAGUCCGAUAUCAUAGAUUUUAAUUUCUGUUGGUGUCCAGGUGUUUUAUAGUGAUAAAAAUGGCCACAUCUGCCAGUGCUCAUUUGAGUAAAGUGGUAAAACGGCAGUAUAUGGAACUGCCUCAGGGAGACCAAGUACAAGCCAUGUAUAUCUGGAUAGAUGGAACCGGAGAAGGACUGCGGUGCAAGACCAGAACGCUGGACUCUGAGCCCAAAAGCAUUGAAGAUCUUCCUGAGUGGAACUUUGAUGGUUCCAGCACCUAUCAAUCUGAAGGCUCCAACAGCGACAUGUAUCUCAUCCCGUCUGCCAUGUUCAGGGAUCCUUUCCGCAAAGACCCCAACAAACUGGUUUUGUGUGAGGUGUUCAAAUACAACCGGAAGCCUGCUGAAACCAACCAUCGUCAUACAUGUAAAAAGGUAAUGGAAAUGGUAGACCAUCAGAUCCCUUGGUUUGGCAUGGAGCAGGAGUACACUAUCCUGGGCACAGAUGGACAUCCAUUUGGCUGGCCCUCCAAUGGCUUCCCUGGUCCCCAAGGACCCUAUUACUGUGGAGUUGGAGCAGACAAGGCCUACGGCAGAGACAUAGUGGAGGCCCACUAUAGGGCCUGCCUGUAUGCUGGUGUGAAGAUCUGUGGAACCAACGCUGAAGUCAUGCCAGCUCAGUGGGAGUUUCAGGUUGGUCCAUGUGAAGGCAUUAACAUGGGGGAUCACUUGUGGGUAGCUCGUUUCAUCUUGCACAGAGUCUGUGAAGACUUUGGUGUGGUAGCCUCUUUUGACCCCAAGCCAAUCCCAGGAAACUGGAAUGGUGCCGGUUGCCACACUAAUUUUAGCACCAAGGAAAUGCGGGAAGAGGGAGGGCUGAAAUGCAUUGAGGAUAGUAUUGACAAGCUCGGAAAGAGGCACAACUACCACAUCCGUGCCUAUGAUCCAAAGGGAGGCCUGGACAAUGCUCGAAGACUGACUGGCCACCAUGAAACCUCCAACAUCCAUGAGUUCUCCGCAGGCGUGGCCAACCGUGGCGCUAGUAUCCGCAUCCCACGAACAGUGGGACAAGAGAAGAAAGGCUAUUUUGAGGAUCGCCGCCCAUCUGCCAACUGCGACCCCUAUGCGGUCACCGAGGCCCUGAUUCGCACAUGUUUGCUUGAUGAAGAAGGUGAUGAACCUGUGGACUACUAGAUUAAAUUUCUCUUCUACUGGACUGAACUUCCCUCCCAUUCCACUCUAUCCCCCCCUCCCUCUUUUUUAUUUUUAUUUUCUGCCUUAGUUUUAAAAAGCCAUGAGGCCAAUUUAGUACUGUAUUUUAAAUUUUUUCUAUCAGGGUGGUUCUAACCUGGCAUUUUAUUAGCUCUAAAGUUGACUGGUCAACUUAACAUUUUAAGAUUAAAUCUGAAGUUAACCUUCUUACUGGGGACACGGUUGUUGCAGGGCAUGUCUGACCCCUUCCUCUGUUAUUCUCGUUUUAAUUUUCUGGAGAGUGGAAGUUAGCAUUAAAACCUCUCUAAAUCUCAUGGCCGUACCUUUUUGUGGGUAUUUAAGAUGGAUUGAAACAUGCGUCAAGUGCACACUAAGAACCUAGGGCUGUAAAGGCUAGACAACGCAUGUAAAUUUUGCAUGUAAAACUUGAUUAUUCAAAUAUGUGAUGUUUCAAUGUAACUUACUAAAAUGAGAAGUGUUUUAAAUGGCAUAUUUUGUAUCCAUUUUGAUUGUACACUGUUCAUGUUGUGCGGUACACUUCACAGUUGAGGUUCAAUAACUGUUCUUUAUACUUGUGGAUCUGUUAUUGUCAUGUUAAAAAUCCCUGACUCAAGGAUUUUGGUCCUGUUCGUAUACUACUAUGACAUAAUUGCACCUGUUUUGGUAAAAACCUGAAGUUGCCAAAAAAUGUAGAUUUAAACAUUUAUUUUUACCACA
Molecule: messenger RNA, 2036 nt
Organism: Myxocyprinus asiaticus (Chinese sucker)
Lineage: Eukaryota; Metazoa; Chordata; Actinopteri; Cypriniformes; Catostomidae
Gene: glula
Product: glutamate-ammonia ligase (glutamine synthase) a
Exons: 7
Coding region: 186-1301 (371 amino acids)
Cellular component (GO): cytoplasm
Molecular function (GO): glutamine synthetase activity
Source: RefSeq, a predicted model, not a curated record